AUGUUUGCAGAGGAGGGACCACUAUUACUGAAUUCACCAUCCUCAAACAGCACUCAGGACUUCAAUCACUUUCUGCAGUGCACUGAACGACCCACAGGUCCUCUGUUUUGGUCACUCUUCUGUUCGAUUUCCUUCCUCCUGGGUUUUUCAGCAUCUCUGAUUGUACUGUGGGAGCUUCUUCAGCGAUGUCGACAUGGAGCCUUCAACGAUAUCUUCAUGCUCAACCUCAGCUUCAUUGAUCUGACCUUUACAGUUACACUCCUUCCUUCUGUCUGUAAUUACAUGCUGUUGCACAUUAUACAAGUUUCUCAGACUAGUGCUUUCCUCCAGGGUUUGCCUCUGUGUGGUAGACCUCUCUUCAUGGCUUGCAUUUGUGGAGACUGUUAUUUUGCUGUGGUUCAUCCCAUUGUGUACAAAACAAGUAAGAAUGUAAACAUGAUUAGAAAGAUAGCCUCUGUGACAGUUUGGCUAAUCACAACUUGCUUUGGUUCAUUUCUGAUUAUUCUAAAUGAACCAUUCACUACUCCGCUGAUCUCUGCUCCUUUAAUUUUGGCCCUACCCGUCAUAACUUUCUGUGAUAUAUCAGUACUCCGAGCUUUGAGAAAACCAGAUCCAUCAGGGAACAGCAACAUCCAUCCACAGAAGAAAAGAGCUCUUCACAUCAUCAUCAACAGCUUCAUCAUGACGUUCACUGUCUACCUGCCACCAGCAAUCUUUUUCUCAUUUGCAGAGAUAUUACCAAUGACCAAAACAGAUUACUUCUGCACUCUAACUUUCUAUGGGAUGUGUUUCUGGAUUGCUGGAUGUGUAAUUAUGCCUGCUUUAUAUCUAGACACUUUGGGUAAGAUGGAUCUUUUUAAAGCCUGGCUGAGAAGGCGUUGAGGUCUCGUGGUUUUUUUUCCACCAAAUCUGAUCUACCUUUCAAAUAUUACUUUGAAAGUAAAUGUAUGUCUGUAAGUCCUUGAAUAUAUUAUAUGAAUUCCAUUAUAAUCAAAUGUUGCA
Colossoma macropomum (tambaqui) is the source of this 1002-nucleotide messenger RNA. Its product is annotated as lysophosphatidic acid receptor 6-like. Gene Ontology annotation, molecular function: G protein-coupled receptor activity. The record is from RefSeq and is a predicted model, not a curated record. Gene Ontology annotation, cellular component: membrane. The coding region runs from base 1 to 882 and encodes 293 amino acids. Lineage: Eukaryota; Metazoa; Chordata; Actinopteri; Characiformes; Serrasalmidae. The transcript has a single exon. Gene Ontology annotation, biological process: phospholipase C-activating G protein-coupled receptor signaling pathway; positive regulation of Rho protein signal transduction.